Messenger RNA from Polistes canadensis, 1286 nucleotides. Its product is annotated as developmentally-regulated GTP-binding protein 2. The transcript has 5 exons. NCBI's taxonomy places the organism in Eukaryota, Metazoa, Arthropoda, Insecta, Hymenoptera, Vespidae. Bases 102 to 1193 code for a protein of 363 amino acids. Gene Ontology annotation, biological process: cytoplasmic translation. Gene Ontology annotation, cellular component: cytoplasm. Gene Ontology annotation, molecular function: GTPase activity; GTP binding. The record is from RefSeq and is a predicted model, not a curated record.
AUCUAUGUAGGCUAUAGAUAGUCGCGUGCGCCUGAACAGACCGGAUUAGUAUAUUGGCAAAUGUGUACUUUUUAACAUAGUCAAUAAUAUUUCUUUUAACAAUGGGUAUAUUAGAAAAAAUAUCGGAAAUUGAAAAGGAAAUCGCAAGGACGCAAAAGAACAAAGCAACGGAAUACCAUUUGGGACUUUUAAAAGCAAAAUUAGCGAAAUAUAGAUCGCAAUUACUGGAACCUACUAAAAAAUCGGAAAAAGGAGAAGGUUUUGAUGUAUUAAAAUCGGGUGAUGCAAGAGUAGCAUUAAUUGGCUUCCCCUCUGUGGGAAAAUCUACGUUACUCAGUACAUUAACGCAUACGGAGUCCGAAGCCGCAUCUUAUGAAUUUACUACUUUAACUUGUAUUCCUGGAGUAAUAGAGUAUAAAGGCGCAAACAUUCAAUUGCUCGAUCUACCGGGUAUCAUUGAGGGAGCUGCGCAGGGUAAAGGAAGAGGCAGACAAGUUAUAGCUGUUGCCAGAACAGCGGAUUUAGUUUUAAUGAUGUUGGAUGCUACUAAACAAGAUGUACAGCGACAACUAUUAGAGAAAGAAUUGGAAUCUGUUGGCAUACGACUUAAUAAGAAAAAACCCAAUAUAUAUUUUAAAAUUAAAAAAGGAGGAGGAUUGGCUUUUAAUUCAACGUGCCCAUUGACCAAAGUCGAUGAAAAAUUAGUCCAAAUGAUAUUACACGAAUAUAAAAUUUUUAAUGCAGAAGUACUGUUUCGCGAGGACUGCAGCGCUGAUGAAUUGAUCGAUGUUAUUAAUGCAAAUAGGGUAUAUCUACCGUGUCUUUAUGUAUAUAAUAAAAUAGAUCAAAUAUCAAUAGAAGAGGUAGACAGGAUUGCACGACAACCAAACAGCGUUGUAGUGAGUUGUAAUAUGAAGUUAAAUCUUGAUUUCUUACUGGAAACUCUCUGGGAAUAUUUAUCUCUAAUAAGAGUAUAUACAAAGAAACCUGGCCAGCCGCCUGACUUCGAAGAUGGACUAAUUCUGAGAAAAGGCGUCACAGUAGAACACGUCUGCCAUUCUAUUCAUCGUACGCUCGCCCAGCAAUUCAAAUAUGCUCUCGUUUGGGGUACUAGUACCAAGUAUUCUCCUCAAAGAGUCGGAUUACAACAUAUUAUGCACGACGAAGAUGUUAUACAAAUUGUUAAAAAAUAAAUUUUAAUUAGAAUAUCAUAAGGGGGGGGGGAAGAGAAGAAGAAAAAAGAAUUGUACAUGCGCUAAUACAUUUCUCAUUCCAUUUCAUCGAUU